AUUCUGAAAUUCUUGGCAAACCUACCAAAACCUGUUGAGCAACCAGUGAUAUUAUUCUCUGUGUCUAUGAAUGGCCAUGUCGACGACGGCUUUGAGCCACUUGUGAACACCAUUCGAGACCUGUCACCAAAGCACUCUGGAUGCCUCUCUGCGCCAAUACCCUCUGCCCCUUCAAAGAUUGCUUGUUCCAUUUCGCUGUUCCCCCGCAGUCAAUGUAACACAGUGCGGACCACAAUCCCCGGUCGGAAAAAACCACAAGUUGGACGAUGGCGCAUCGAUGAACCCGAGGGAAGGUCUUACGCGGUUGGCUCGGAUCGAUAUAUCUCCCGUCAAUCACAAGCUAAGUUUGAGCUCGGGGCACUGGAUGGGGCAGCGGCCUUCGUUUUCUUUUCCGAUGACAUGCCUGAAGGGCUGAUGGAUGCACUCGAUUAUCAGGUUCCCCGGAGGAUAGCCAAGCUUGGAAUGAUAUCAGCCUCCACUCCGUUUGUCACAGAACGGCCCUUCACCUUAUUCCACGACCAAAAAAUAUACGACUCUGGUGCGGUCGGGAUAUCGCUGAAAUGCGAUGUGCCUCCGCGCCAGCAUGUCAUGUUUCAAGGUUAUACAUCGAUAUCGAGUUCUGUGCAAGUGACAGACGCUCGGGGAAACUUACUCCACAGACUUAACGACACCAGCCCAACACAGUUCCUCCUGGAUUGCAUUCCGCGAAUGCAGCAAAGAGGUGCUUCACAAGAACAAGCAGAAUCGGGUUUCUUGAGCAAAGAAGAUGAAUUCUUCGUCGGCAUCCCCUUUGAUGUGGAACCCCAAAACUUGCAAACAGGAUACCAACGAGUUUAUCGCAUCACGUCCGGAGAUCCGGCGAAAGGAACGAUGGCUCUUGACGCUGACGAUGGGCCUCCUAUUGGCACUCGUGUUCAGUUCCUUCGACGCUCCGGUGCUUGGGAAGCUCACAUUAAACGUAAUGAAGACAGAUCGCUUCUCUACCAGUUCCAGUCUACGUCAGACGAAUUGCCGCCGGUUGUAGAACAAUCUUUAUCGCGCGGUGCAGAACACCCAGACAUGACUGUGGUAGAGAACGUGUUUUGUGCGGCCAGCGAGCAUGGCUUUGUGUCCAACUCCCUGCCCGGCAUGCCAAUGGGCCGUGGGAGAUGCUGGAGAACAUCUGUAUUAGGGGCGGAGGCAGAGCUUUCCUCGCCACAAUAA
Dacryopinax primogenitus is the source of this 1203-nucleotide messenger RNA. RefSeq lists its product as uncharacterized. The record is from RefSeq and is a predicted model, not a curated record. Lineage: Eukaryota; Fungi; Basidiomycota; Dacrymycetes; Dacrymycetales; Dacrymycetaceae. The transcript is spliced from 7 exons. Bases 67 to 1203 code for a protein of 378 amino acids.